CAGGCUGAUAGGCCAACAAUCAAGAUACAUUCGUUGGCCGAUAAACAUCGGUAUUCCUGUGUUAGGCAAGAGUGAUUUUAAGCUUACAAAGAAAAAAAAAGCAAUCCUACAAAGUGACAUCAUGUCUAAAAUCUUCGUUGUCUGUGCUGUGGUUUUCUUGGCCAGCCUGAACUGGACCAGUGCACUUCCAGUUAAGGACCAGGAUGUUGAGGAUUUGAUGUACAAACUGCAACAACUGAAACAGCUGAACGAUGAGUACCUGUACUUCAACCGAGUGUUGCUCAAUGAAGGAGUACCACUGAGUCUGGCUGAAGUAAUUCGUCCAAACACGUUCGGCCGAAACCAACGCUCGCUGGAUUCAAUUGGGGGAGGAAAUUUACUGAAACGGUCGCUGGACUCUAUUGGAGGCGGAAACUUAUUGACUUUUCCAAAUACUCAAUCAAAUCUGAAGAAUCGAUAUGGUGAAAAAGAAGUAAGCUCGCCAAAACCUAAACGCUCAUUGAAUAACUCAGACCGUCGCACAUUGCUAUACAACUAUUAUGCACGUGGAUUGGCUCCGAUGUAUGAUAAGCGUAAUUUCGAUGAAAUCGAUAGAUACUCCAAGUUUAGUGGUAAAAGAAACAUUGACUUUAUGGAUCAAUUUGAUAAAGUAAGUCAAGUUAAGCGUAACUUUGAUGAAAUUGAUCGAUGGGCUGGCUUCAAUUCACGGCUGAAUCAUGACAGAAAUAUGGUGGACUACGUGAAACGAAACUUCGACGAGAUUGAUCGGUAUGGAAAAUUUAACAAACGUCCUUUUCGAGAAGUGGAAGAAUUAGGGGGAUCUGUUAAGCAAGCUAGCAGCCUUGGUGAUGAAAUGGCCGUUAUCAAUGAAUAUUCGCAAUAAAAGAUAAUUUUGUUGUGUUGAUCAAAAAGUAAAAAAAAAAAAAGAAAUGGCAAGAAAUACAUUCAUAGACGCAAAUACGUCUUUGUAAGGAGAGACGUAAUACAAUCAAUUA
Molecule: messenger RNA, 995 nt
Organism: Culex pipiens pallens (northern house mosquito)
Lineage: Eukaryota; Metazoa; Arthropoda; Insecta; Diptera; Culicidae
Product: orcokinin peptides type B-like
Exons: 5
Coding region: 122-883 (253 amino acids)
Source: RefSeq, a predicted model, not a curated record